Messenger RNA from Brassica napus (rape), 2091 nucleotides. Its product is annotated as transcription initiation factor IIF subunit beta. Gene Ontology annotation, cellular component: transcription factor TFIIF complex. Lineage: Eukaryota; Viridiplantae; Streptophyta; Magnoliopsida; Brassicales; Brassicaceae. Gene Ontology annotation, biological process: transcription by RNA polymerase II; transcription initiation at RNA polymerase II promoter. The transcript is spliced from 6 exons. The coding region runs from base 1115 to 1891 and encodes 258 amino acids. The record is from RefSeq and is a predicted model, not a curated record.
UAAUGAUUUGUUUUUUUAGAUACUUAAUGGAGUUCUAACUGUUGUGGAUGCUCUUAGAUACUCAAUAAGCUAAUAAUGGGUUAUUCAACCCGUCUUCCUUUUAUCCCUCUUAUAGUUAGGAAAAUAGCAUUCUUUUAUUUGAAAGGUAUCACGCAAAUACUCCAAUUCUGAAAAUGUUUUCCGUUUCCAUUUAAUUAGCAUCUUUCACUGAUCACAUUUGAUGAAACAGAAAACUUGGGCAAUUGAUAUACGUAUUUAUAUAUCAACACAAUCAAAGAAGCACAAUCAGAAAAUUACUAGCCAUGAAUUCCCAAACCAUUGUGCACCUCUUCACUAUCGCAAGCCCUGCCAUAAUUGUCCCGUGCUAAUGUUGUUUCUACAACAUGUCAACAUCUUGCGUUUUAUGUUGCAUACGAUUAAGAACCUUGGAGUACACAUUCUUAUAUAUUUCUUGUAGACACUACAAAAUAUGUUCCAGGCAUUACAAACCUGUGAAAUUAAUCCUGCUACCUUUUGACUUUUCUCAGUAAUGCCAUCCAUGUUUGAAAAACUGACAAAGAUAAACAUACAACUCCAUCAUCAAGGAACUAUAGACCAUCUGCAUCUAGUUUUCUUUUAUGGUCAGUUCUUAGUUCAUCAAAAAAGCAUGAUAAUAACCAAACAUUUGUCUUUAUGGUUUUGUUUUAACGGGUUGCAAAGACAUUCAGAUUUUGACUACUUUGGAUAUAGCAUAACUGGGUUUAUAACGUAUGCAUGAGAGUAUUCAAGUUGAACAAGAUCGAUUGAUAUUCCUCGAAAACAUUUGAUUAUUUGAGUACAUUCUACCAAUACAUGGAAAACAAAACUUGCUUGCUUGUUGGGUACACUAGAUGCUGAACAAGAAAAUAUUUUAUUUGUAUAAAUGUUCAGUAAUCGUUGUGUACAUAAGAAACAAACUAGCUUCUUGUUUGGAUUCUACCAAUGCUAAAAAUAGAUUUAGGUUUUGUUAUUUGAUUUGACUUCUUCCUUCCCUUUGUGACAGACACAUUUGACAAUAACCAGGACAUUAUUAAAUGAUGAUAGGGGAAGCUUUCAGGGUUAAUGUGAGCUAUGUUUCCAUGAUCUCUCUGCAUGCAUGAAAAUGGAAGAGUUUGAGGCAAAGAAGAAUGAGGAUCAAACUUUGGAAACAGAUUUUGCAGAGAGACCAAUGUGGCUGAUGAAAUGCCCUUCUCUCAUCGCUUCUGCUCUCCAAUCUCUUCCUUCUACGGAUGAUUCAUACCUUCCCGUCGCCAAAGUCAUCCUCUCCUUCGAUCCUCUCGCUGCCUUCGACGAAGAAGAAACCAAAUUCGUAAUGGAAUUAGCUAGGGCUGGAUCUGGAAACAUUCCAAAACGUUUUGGCUUGGAUAUGUCUAAGGAUUUCAUUCCCAUGUCUGUUUUCUCUGAGUCUUGUUCACAAGGGAAAAUGUCAGUAGAAGGGAAGAUUAAAAACAAAUUUCACAUGAGUCCUCGUACCGAAAACAUGGAGAGCUAUGGCAAACUUUGCCGUGAAAGGGCUACCAAGUCUAUGUGCAAAAACAAACAGAUCCAGGUCAUUGAUAAUGCCACUGGAAUGUAUAUGUGGCCAACACCGGGAACUGUAGCUCCCACGGGAACUUUUGAAAAGAAGAAAGUGACAACCAAGACAACAGAAAUGAAGAGAACAAGAAGGGAUCGAAGAGAGAUGGAAGAGGUCAUGUUUAAUCUCUUUGAAAGACAAUCUCACUGGACUCUGAGGAACCUCAUUCAAGAUACAGACCAACCAGAGCAAUUCUUGAAAGAUUUGCUUAGAGAUCUUUGCAUUUACAACAACAAAGGGAGCAACCAAGGAACUUAUGAGCUGAAGCCUGAGUACAAGAGAUCCACACAAGAAUAAGUUGUAUAUGGUCAAAAGGGUUUGUUCAGGUUUUGGUUAACCUAACAAAUUUCAUUUCGAGUAAAGGCACAACCUGAUGACUUUCUAAAACAUUUCUCAUAAAUUUGAUUUCAACUUUCACAAAAUGUAAAAACAAAAAGUUGUGGGGUUACUUGUCCUUUUAAGAAAUUUUAAUCAACAAAGUAAAAAGAUUAAGAAAU